AGGUCAGAGCAGUGUCCUUUCAACCACCACCACCAGUAAAAAUGUCCAAACCUUUCGAUGUAGUGGGAUUUGCCAAGGAUCUUUUGGCCGGUGGCGUUGCCGCUGGUAUUUCAAAGACCUGCGUAGCUCCAAUUGAGCGUGUUAAGCUCCUUUUACAGGUGCAACAUGCCUCAAAGCAGAUCUCCCCUGACAAGCACUACAAGGGCAUCGUCGAUUGCUUUGUGCGUGUACCCAAGGAACAAGGCUUCUUUUCCUUGUGGCGUGGUAACUUGGCCAAUGUAAUUAGGUAUUUCCCAACACAGGCCUUGAAUUUUGCUUUCAAAGACACCUACAAACGUCUUUUCAUUGAAGGAGUAGAUAAGAAAACACAAUUCUGGAGGUAUUUUGCUGGCAACUUGGCAUCUGGUGGUGCAGCUGGUGCAACCUCCCUGUGCUUUGUAUACCCUCUGGACUUUGCCCGUACACGGUUAGCCGCUGAUAUCGGUAAAGGAGAGGGAGACCGUGAAUUCAAAGGCUUGGGAAACUGCCUUGCUAAGAUCUACAAAAGUGAUGGUCUCCGUGGUCUUUAUCGUGGAUUUGCUGUAUCUGUGCAGGGUAUCAUCAUCUACAGGGCUGCCUACUUCGGUUGCUUCGAUACCGCCAAAGCUAUGCUGACGUCGGAUCCAAAGAAGACAAACUUCUUCGUUGCAUGGAUGAUUGCUCAGGUUGUGACAACUGGAGCAGGUAUUCUGUCAUAUCCUUUCGAUACUGUCCGAAGGCGCUUGAUGAUGCAGAGUGGUCGUAGUGACGUUCUUUACAAGAACACCUUGGACUGUUGGGCUAAAAUUGCCAAGCAGGAGGGAGGGUCUGCUUUCUUCAAGGGAGCCUUUUCCAACAUUCUCCGUGGUACCGGUGGUGCCCUUGUGUUAGCAAUGUACGAUGAGAUACAGAAAUACAUUAAAUAAUUUAGGAACUAUGUAAUUUAGGGAAUUAUCAUGUCAACUUAUCCAAAUUUACACGAAGCCUCCUGGAAUGUCUGAACCACGCUUGAAUGCCAUCUUGGACAGACUGCUAUUUAUUGGAAAUUCUCUAGAACAGUGAAUGUGAUCACGAAUGCAAAUUAGACCUUUUAAAAUGCUGUACAUUCUUGUAAAUUAACUGAGUGUCCCCAGUCAUACAAUAUUUAUCUUUCAUUUCAUCUUUGAUUUCACACUUCCAAUUAUUUUUUUCUUUGUUGACUACUCCCUAUUUCACAUGUGAUUGCAGAGGCCAAAAUAAUCUGUUUUACAUUAUUUUGGCCACGACAAUCAUCUGUAAAACGAGUAAAAAAACAAGGGAACGAGUUUACAAUCCCCGAUCACACCCCAAAAAAAGGUCAUCGGUUGACUAACGAAGCACCACUGUUCAAUGGAUUUAUAGUUGAAUGCGAUCAAACUACGUCAUUUCCGAUCGGGGAUUGUAAAUUUUAACCAAAACAAGGAAUUCGUAGCUUCCACUGGCAUUGCCAAGGAUGAAGUUGGAGAUCUUGUUCUUAACAGAACUCUCCCAAUGGCAUGAUACUGAUAGCCUUCAUAAGGGAUGGCUUCACCUGACUACUGUUUCGGGUUUGUCGUUUGCAUUGCUGUGGAUACUUCUUAGUGUGUCUAGACAUGAGAACUGUUUACUGUAGAAUGAUUUUCUGAUGUACACCGUGUGUUACAAGAAGGGUGUCCAGUGUGUGAAGAAAUGUAACAUCUAGGGUAUUGUUAUAAUAAAAGAUUGAAUACUGCAAA
Molecule: messenger RNA, 1751 nt
Organism: Lineus longissimus
Lineage: Eukaryota; Metazoa; Nemertea; Pilidiophora; Heteronemertea; Lineidae
Product: ADP,ATP carrier protein-like
Exons: 2
Coding region: 42-944 (300 amino acids)
Biological process (GO): mitochondrial ATP transmembrane transport; negative regulation of mitochondrial outer membrane permeabilization involved in apoptotic signaling pathway; mitochondrial ADP transmembrane transport
Cellular component (GO): mitochondrial inner membrane
Molecular function (GO): ATP:ADP antiporter activity
Source: RefSeq, a predicted model, not a curated record